This is a messenger RNA of Dimorphilus gyrociliatus, 2391 nucleotides long. The record is from the annotation of a GenBank genome assembly. Lineage: Eukaryota; Metazoa; Annelida; Polychaeta; Dinophilidae.
GGCGUCUGUGGCGUCUCUUCUAUAUAUUUUAUUUAAUAAUAUUCGUCAAACCAUACUGGUAAAACUUUACUUCUCUAUCUUUCUAUACUGGAACUAGUUUGUUUACACUUCAAGAUGAUAUACCAAAAUUAUACAACGAUGGUCUAUGAAUUUUCCUCUAUUGAACUAAGAAGUCUGUGAAUUUUCUACAUAAAACUGAUACAAGUAUAAGACAAACUCUAUGCAAAGUGAGAAGAGUUUAAGAAACACUUGUUUCCGAGAAGAAGAUAAACAACCUUCUGAAUCUAGUUGGAAGAAGUUUGAAAAUGUUUUCAAUUACGAACUAUUACCGUAUGAAACCACCACUCAAGGUAGCAAAAAGACAUCACAAUUUUUAUUGGAAGUUGUCGACAUUCUACUAGAUUAUAUUAAAAAGAAUAAUGAUAGGAGCUAUAAAGUUCUUGAUUUUCAUCAUCCCCAUUCACUUAGAAACGCUCUGGGACCUUGUCUAAAUUUGGACGAUGAUCCGAAAGAUUUAGAACAGAUUCUUAUUGAUUGUAAGGAAACUUUAAAAUUUUGUGUUAAAACCGGACACCCUAGGUUUUUUAACCAAUUAUCAACUGGACUAGAUCUCAUUGCCCUUGCUGGCGAGUGGUUAACUGCUGCUGCAAAUACAAAUAUGUUUACCUAUGAAAUUGCACCUGUUUUCACGCUGAUGGAGGAUAUUGUAUUAGCUAAAAUGAGAGAUAUAAUCGGUUGGCCCGACAAUAAUUGCGAUGGAGUAUUUGCUCCAGGUGGCGCAAUAUCGAACCUAUACGCUGUUCUUGCAGCGAGAUAUCGAAUAUGUCCCGAAAUAAAGGAGCAUGGAAUGGAAGUUUCACCGAAGCUUGUAAUGUUUACAUCCGAAUACAGUCAUUUCUCCAUCAAGAGAUCGGCUGCAAUUCUCGGUAUAGGAACCAAUAACUGUAUAGGAAUUAAAACCGACUCAAAAGGUAAAAUGAUGGUAAAAGACUUGGAAAAACAAAUAGAGAAAACAUUGGCUUCUGGUGCGAUUCCUUUCUUCGUCUCUGCAACAGGUGGUACUACUGUUCUUGGAUCAUUUGAUCCAAUAUGGGAAAUAUCUGAUAUAGCAAUUAAAUAUGGCUUAUGGCUGCACGUGGACUGUGCGUGGGGAGGAGGUGCACUUCUUUCUAAAAGUCAUAGAAAACUUUUGAAUGGAAUAGACAGAGCAGAUUCCGUUACUUGGAAUCCUCACAAGUUAAUGGGUGCUACUUUACAAUGUUCAGCUGUUUUGAUGAAAGAAAAAGGUAUCUUGGAAAAAUGCAAUUCGUUAAGGGCAAAAUACUUAUUCCAACAAGACAAACAUUACGAUAUUACUUACGACAAGGGCGAUAAGGCUAUACAGUGUGGACGACAUAACGAUAUUUUUAAACUGUGGCUUAUGUGGAGGGCAAAAGGUGAUAGUGGAUUAGAAUCCCAAAUCGAUAAACUUAUGGAUCUUUCUCUAUAUCUACAAAAGAAAUUAAGGGACAAAGAAGGAUUUCAGUUUGUAAUCAAUGAGCCUGAAUUUUUAAAUGUUUGCUUCUGGUAUGUACCUAAAAAUGUACGUUACAUAGAAAAAGGUUGCAGGAGAGAUGCUUUAUUAGACAAAGUGGCGCCAAAGAUUAAGUCGAUGAUGAUGGAAACGGGAACUACCAUGGUCGGUUAUCAGCCUUUGGGAGAUCUUCCUAAUUUCUUUAGGAUGAUCGUAUCGAAUCCAGCCACCAUUCCAGACGACAUCGAUUUCCUUUUAGAAGAGAUUGAACGUCUGGGAGAAGACCUGUAGAUAAAAGAGAGGCAGAAAACUGUAGUUAUUCCCUCGUUCUUUCCUUUUUUCUGUCUGUUUGUCUGUUUCUCUAGCACUUUCUCUCUUUUUCAUAUAUGCCCUAUCUAUUUAUCACUCUUUUUCAUCUAUCUAUCAAUCUAUCUCUUAAUCCCCGUUUUUUAUAUAAAAAUAUUGUAACCUUAUUUCUGGAGAAAACAACCUGUUACGAGUUUAUUUUUGAGAAUAGCACUUGAAUUCUUCCGAAACAAUCGUGUAAUUCGGCAAUAAUAAUAUUCUAUAAAUCUACCAAAGUGUUCUGUAUCGUUGCAUUCUAAUGUAGUCUUUUAAAGUAAUACGCUAUUUACCAUAUGCAUGAUAAACAUGUACAGUGGUAGUGUUCAAUUUGCCUUAGAGUAGAUAUGUAGCUUACAUUGUAUCUUAUUUUUACAUUUAUCUAUCUAUGCUGUAUAUAGUAUAUACUAUAUAUUUGUAUAUAUAUUGUUUAUAAAGCGUUUCGUCUAUGUUGUAUAUGUAUAAAGAUGCGAGAACGAUGAUGAAAAAAACUUAUUAUAAUUUCCUUUAAUAAAAAUAUUAGCAAUAUUACAAAA